CAGACACCCUCACAUGACUCCGCUUCGUUUAUAUAAACAUUUCCACCCAGUCUCGCAGCUUAUUUCCAGCUUUUCAUCUGAAUAGUUAUUGUUUUCUAUUCCUUAAUACCGAUAAAAAAAAUACCACUAAAAGCUUAGAGUGAGAUCUGAUAGUCUGCUGUUUAAUCUCAAACCUCGAAAUUGUGUUGAAAUAUUUUUUGUUUCAAAAUGUUUAACUUUCUGGCAAUUGUCCUAGUGGCUACAUGCGUGGUUGCAUACCCAUUUGACACUAGUUCGUAUUUGGAUGAUGAAUGGGCCACAUUCAAAACUACAUUUAAAAAAAAUUAUGAAAAAGAAUCUGAGGAGUACUUCAGGCGACUUGUCUGGGAAAAGAACCAUUUGUUUGUUUUGGCACACAACUCAGCUGCCAAACAAAAGAAAGUUCACUAUACUGUAGCUAUGAAUAAAUAUGGUGAUCUUACUCAUAAGGAAUUCGUUGAAAUAAUGAAUGGUUAUAAAGGUUCCGGCAAAACCAGUUUGAAAAGUGGAUCAGUUGAUUCUGAUGACACCUUAGUUUAUUUGCCAAAGACAGUUGAUUGGAGAGAUGAAGGCUAUGUGACUCCUGUGAAAGACCAGAAAGAAUGUGGUUCUUGCUAUGCCUUUUCUUCAACUGGAUCCUUAGAAGGUCAACACUUCAGGAAAACAGGAAAAUUGGUUUCCCUCUCUGAGCAGAAUAUUAUUGACUGUUCUGGCCCAGAAGGUAAUAAUGGAUGCAAUGGUGGUUUGAUGGAUCAAGCUUUUCAAUAUAUUCAGUUAAAUGGUGGCAUUGAUACCGAGUAUGCUUAUCCUUAUGAAGCUAUUACUAAAGACUGCCGUUUUGUCAAGAAUGGGACUGGUGCUACUGAUAUCGGAUUUCACGAUAUUGAAUCGGGCAGUGAAUAUAAAUUGCAGAAAGCUGUAGCUCAUAUUGGUCCAGUUUCUGUUGCCAUUGAUGCUAGUGAUGUGCAAUUCCGCUUUUACAAAAGUGGUGUUUAUUACAAUUCUGAAUGUAGUGAUGAAAACCUUGAUCAUGGUGUUCUGGUUGUUGGUUAUGGAGUUGAUGAAAAAGAUGAAUCGGUGACUGAUUACUGGUUAGUUAAAAACAGUUGGGGAGAAACUUGGGGUGAAGAAGGUUACAUCAAGAUGGCACGUAAUAUGGACAAUAACUGUGGAAUUGCAACAAAAGCCAGUUAUCCUCUUGUGUAAAUAGGACGACUGUUUUUAAGUACACACUCACAUUCACGUACGCAUGUGUAUACACACACAGACACUCUAGACAGGAUUGGUAGAGCAUCAGAGAAAAUACCUUGUGGUACUUCUGGUUACCACUCUUUUACACCUGAGUUUUCACACCCACACACACAGUAAAGCAUUAGACAAAAUGAUGCCCUUUGUAUUUUGUCAUCACUCUUUUUACCAUUCUGGGUUCCUAACUUGUGUAGAAAAGAAAUGGAUUUGUAGAUAUGCCCCUACACACGCUCACAAUUGGUGGAAUAUCAGACAAAACACCAUUUUGGUAUUUUUAUUGUGACCUUGUUACAGUGCGUGUGUGUAUGUGUGCCUGUAUUCAAAUCCUUUAUCAUAUCAACUUUUUCUUUCUUUCAUCGUUCCUUCCAUGAGACCAGUUUCAUUUGUACCUGUGUACAAUUUGCACCUGUGUGAAAUACUGGAGUUGAUGUAAUUGACUGCACAUUGUUAAGAUGUCACCCCACAGCAUGGCUACAAGACCAUCGAGUGAAACCAGGAAAACAACUUAGAAAAUCGCAUAAGUAUAUAGAAUACCCUCACCACAGAACCAGAUAAUAGGGAUGUAAAAAAAAAACAGAAAACAAACAAUAGUGCAACAACAAUAAAAACCUAACAUAAAC
Molecule: messenger RNA, 1886 nt
Organism: Octopus sinensis (East Asian common octopus)
Lineage: Eukaryota; Metazoa; Mollusca; Cephalopoda; Octopoda; Octopodidae
Product: cathepsin L1
Exons: 8
Coding region: 208-1224 (338 amino acids)
Cellular component (GO): lysosome
Molecular function (GO): cysteine-type endopeptidase activity
Source: RefSeq, a predicted model, not a curated record